This is a messenger RNA of Rana temporaria (common frog), 2842 nucleotides long. RefSeq names its product phosphatidylinositol-4-phosphate 5-kinase like 1 (gene PIP5KL1). Gene Ontology annotation, biological process: phosphatidylinositol metabolic process. NCBI's taxonomy places the organism in Eukaryota, Metazoa, Chordata, Amphibia, Anura, Ranidae. Gene Ontology annotation, molecular function: phosphatidylinositol kinase activity. The record is from RefSeq and is a predicted model, not a curated record.
UUGUCAGCGGGCUAGUGUGCGUGCGCGUGUGUCAUCCCCUGUACUGCAGUGAUUUUAAUGGAACAGUCUAUUCUACAAGCCAGGGUGGGGAGUCCGCUGGAGAUGAAUGCAGAGCUACAGGAGCAGGUGUCUCAGUGAGCAUGCAGAACCCUGAGCCGGUUUUAUACAGGGAUUAUUUUUUAUGAUUGUAGAGAAGGGUGCAGCGCACAGACCCUUGGCUCAGUGUCCCCUGUCACUGGAGUGUGGACGAGACCUGGCAGUUAUACUGUACAGUUACUGUAUUAGAAUGUGCAGAGCAGGAGGGAAGGGAGGGUCAGGGGACAUAGAGAAGGACCGGGAGCAGAAGGGAGACCGUGUAGUUUGUGGCAAUCAAAAGGCAUAGAGGGAAUUCAAUCUUAAAGCGUGCAAAGAGGUGUAGAAAGGGGCAGGAGUUUGUGACAGUUGGAAGAAGUGGAUGCAGUCGUUGGAACUCUCUGUGACCAAGCAUAACAUGAGGACACGUGGGUGCUGAGCAUUGGGACACUUCUAAGAAUGGAGGAGGAAGGAAGACGUGAUUCAGUCCAGAGUGUGGUCACCCAGAAGGGGGAGUCCCGCGGCAGUGCCAGAAGGCGCCGGCUCUUUUGGAAACUUAGACAGCGGUGGAAACUCCUUGGGCUUUUUGAAAUUGACAAAGAGCAUGAAUUCUACAGUUUGACAUGUGACCUUAAAGAAGGGCUCAGAGAUGCCAUUCAGGAGGUCACCCAGAGUGAUAUACAGCCCCAACUUACAGAUGAAGAUUACAGUGCUAAACUAACACAGGGACACAAGGGUUAUAUGAUGCGGACGUACGCGAGCCCGGUGUUCCAGCAUUUUCGCCAGUCUCUCAGGUUGUCUGAGGAAGGUUACCAGCGCUCUCUGUCAGCCUGCGGCCUCUACCUGCAGUUCAUCAGUAACUCCAAGAGUAAAGCAGACUUCUUCCUGACAAAUGACAAGCGAUUCUUCCUUAAGACGCAGAGUAAGCGAGAGGUUCACUUUCUGCUACAGAUCCUGCCCAAGUACAUUCAGCACUUCCAGGCCUAUCCGCACUCCCUGCUGGUGAAGAUUCUGGGAGUUCAUAGUAUCACAAGGGAACAGGAGAGAAAGAAAUACUUCAUCAUCAUGCAGAGUGUCUUCUUCCCAGAUGAGAGGAUCAUUGGCCGCUAUGAUAUAAAAGGCUGUCACGUAAGUCGCUGGACUGAGCCAGAACCAGAGGGAAGCCGAGUUCUGCAGGUCUUCAAGGAUGUGAACUUUGAAGGAAAUGUCAUCUGUUUAGAUCAACAGCGGUCUUGGUUGCUUCGUCAAACAGAGCUUGACACCCGCUUCUUGCGUGAGCUUAAUGUUCUGGACUACAGCCUGCUACUAGGAUUUCAGCCUCUACAUGCUGACGAGAAGAGCCAAAACUGGUCCUUAGCCAACCUCAUUGUUCGCACUAAAAGGUCUGUAAAUGGGACUGGCAGUCCUACUACAUCUCACUGUGCCUCUGUUCCUGGCACCGUAGAAGAGGAAGGCGAUUCUGUGGAUAAAGAGGAUAACAGCACAGAUUGUAGCGGCACCCCAGAAGUGACAUCUGCCAGACGUCAGACCAUGCAGAAGAUUGGGCAGCAAGUCAGCACAGUAUCUGACAUAUCUGAUGUUGUGGCGCAAAACCGUCGCUUGCUGCCAAACUACAGGAACCCUUUGCAUGUGAUGGAUGGGCCAGAGCAAAGAUACUUUGUUGGCAUCAUUGACAUAUUCACUGUGUAUGGCUUAAGGAAAAAGCUGGAGCAUCUUUGGAAGAGCAUGCGUUACCGUGGACAGGAGUUCUCCACCGUCAGCCCUUACCGUUAUUCACAAAGGCUGUGUCGUUGGGUGGAAACCCACACUGUGUAAUGGUCGGCCGCUUUGACAUGGAGGACAGUCAGGGUUGAACAGCAGCACUAGGUCUAUGUGUGCAAUAUAACCCUCUUUUAUAGACCUUUGUUCAUUUGGCUCAUGUUAUUUAUUACUGUGUACAUUUAAGGCUGCGUUGGUCAUUGAAGGCAAUAUGUAGAGCUUUUACCACAAUUGGAGGACUGCAGAGGGAGAUGAUGGCUGUGUGUUACCAAAAUGGCAGAGAAUCUUGCAAUUCCUCGCUGUACCUCCUGCUUCUUCUAUACAUCGCUUCUAGUGCUGACUUUUCACACAAGUACCCAAGUGGGGGUCAUACAGGUGCUACCAAACUGUACAUUUUAAAUUAUUUGUAUUGCGUAUACCCCCACUGCCUAGUCAGUGCCUUAUGGUACAUUAAAUACAGCCAUGUCUGUCACUUCCAACAUUCAUGCCCGCUAUUUACAAUGUCCGGGCACUGAAGGCAAUACGUAUUUGUACAGAGCACUCUUCUGGGUUGCCCCCACCCGUGCCUUGAACAAAUUCAGUGUAACAGCAUGUAGUUGCUAGAUUUUAGAUGCCUUUUUGCAAAAAACAAUGUGUGUGUGUGUGUAUAUAAUUUAAUAAAAAAAGAAAAAAAAUACAUACAUAUAACAAUGAAAAUGCAUGACUGUAGAAUGCAUGAGUGUAGAACUGAUGAAAGAAUCCCCUGAAUAUCAAACUUUUUUAUGGCUGGUAGAAUUGUUAUUUUAUUUACUUCCAUCACAAAAACAUUAAAUUGUUUUCUUGCAAUGGUAUAUUAACCGAUAACAUAUUAUUAUCCAGAUUUUUUAAAACAUUGAAUUUCUGCAUUUUAAAAUGUACAACUUGGAUUUCUUAUGCUGUGCCUGUAUGCAUGUACAAUAGCAAAAAUAUUUAAACCCAACUGAACUUUGUCUUAAUACAUUCCAGAUGCAUCAGAAUAAAGGUUUGAAAAGUU